Molecule: messenger RNA, 4617 nt
Organism: Aspergillus wentii DTO 134E9
Lineage: Eukaryota; Fungi; Ascomycota; Eurotiomycetes; Eurotiales; Aspergillaceae
Gene: atrF
Product: ABC drug exporter AtrF
Exons: 3
Coding region: 1-4617 (1538 amino acids)
Biological process (GO): transmembrane transport
Cellular component (GO): membrane
Molecular function (GO): ABC-type transporter activity; ATP binding; ATP hydrolysis activity
Source: RefSeq, a predicted model, not a curated record
AUGGCCGAAGAUUCUCGUCCGCACGACCCUGUUGCGACAGACCAGGACAACCACCAGGCCACCAGCCAUGCCCAAGCAUCCGACCAAGACCCCACCUCCACCUCGACUUCCACCUCUUCGUCUCAGCUCAGUCUCGAUGGCCGAUGGGGAGAACAGGACCAGGGGGAGCCCGUCUCCCGCCGGGGCGCCAUGGAGGACUUUGAAGGGAUGAAGAGGGAAUUGACUCGACUCAGUCUCACACGAACCCGUUCUACCACCAAGGAUGGUCGCCGAUUGCGCUCGCUCACUUCCCGUCGAACAAGCCAGGCCAAGGAUGAGGAGAAGGCGAUGGACGAGGACGAAGCGGACGACGAUGUUUCUGGCGACUUUGACCUCAACGAGUUUCUCAUGGGUGGCAAUUUGGAACGACGGACGACGGCGGGUGAACCGGCGAAGAAGGUGGGCAUCGUGUUCAAGAACAUGACCGUGAAGGGUGUUCAGACUGGUGCCUCCUUUGUGCGAACCCUGCCCCAUGCCGUCGUGGGUACCUUUGGUCCCGAUCUCUACAACCUCGUUUGCCGAUUCGUCCCCCAGCUUAGUUUUGGAAGAUCUCCCCCCGUGAGAGACCUGCUCCAUGACUUCAGUGGAGCGGUCCGUGAGGGUGAAAUGAUGAUGGUGCUUGGUAGACCAGGUGCUGGAUGUACCACCUUCCUCAAGGCUAUUUCCAACAACCGUGAGGGCUUUGCUGGUUUUCUGGGCGAUGUGAGCUACGGUGGCAUGUCUGCCGAAGAUCAACACAAGCACUUCCGCGGUGAAGUCAACUACAACCCUGAAGAUGACCAGCACUUCCCUACUCUCACCGUCUGGCAGACACUCAAGUUCUCCCUCAUCAACAAGACCAAGAAACACGAUCGCGCCAGUAUUCCCAUCAUCAUCGACGCCAUGCUGAAGAUGUUUGGCAUCACCCAUACCAAGAACACCCAGGUUGGUAACGAGUUUGUCCGUGGUGUCUCUGGUGGUGAGAGAAAGCGUGUCAGUAUCGCCGAGACCUUGACCACCAAGUCCUCUGUCGUCUGCUGGGAUAACUCCACCAGAGGUUUGGAUGCAAGCACUGCGCUCGACUACGCCAAGUCUCUCCGCAUCAUGACGGAUGUCAGCAAGCGUACCACCUUUGUCACUCUCUACCAGGCUGGUGAGAGUAUCUAUGAGCUGAUGGAUAAGGUGCUGGUCAUUGAUUCUGGUCGUAUGCUCUACCAAGGUCCUGCCAACGAAGCCAGGCAGUACUUUGUCAACCUUGGCUUCUACUGCCCUGAGCAAUCAACUACUGCCGACUUUUUGACCUCCCUCUGUGACCCGAAUGCCCGCCUCUUCCAACCAGGCCGAGAAGCCUCUACCCCCAAGACUCCCGAGGAACUCGAGGAAGUCUUCAGAAGCAGCGAACAAUACAAGCGUAUCGCAAAUGACAUCUCCGGCUAUGAGACCCAACUCCAGGAAACCAACCAAGAGGAUACCCGCCGCUUCCAAAAGACAGUCGCUCAGUCCAAGAGUAAGACUGUCUCGACGAAGUCUAGCUACACUGUUUCUCUCGCCAGACAGGUUGCCGCCUGUGUGCAGCGUGAGUUCUGGCUGCUGUGGGGUGACAAGACGUCUCUCUACACCAAGUAUUUCAUCAUUGUUUCCAACGGUCUUAUUGUCUCUUCUCUGUUCUACGGCGAGGCCCUCGACACUAGCGGUGCCUUCUCUCGUGGUGGUGCCCUGUUCUUCUCGAUUCUGUUCCUUGGCUGGCUUCAAUUGACAGAAUUGAUGCCCGCAGUUACCGGACGAGGAAUUGUCUCGCGUCACAAGGACUACGCCUUCUACCGCCCAUCUGCCGUGUCGAUUGCUCGUGUUGUCGUCGAUUUUCCUGCCAUCUUCUGCAUGGUCGUGCCCUUUACGAUUAUCGUCUACUUUAUGACCGGACUGGAUGUGGAUGUCUCCAAAUUCUUCAUCUACUUCUUGUUUGUCUACACGACUACGUUCUGUAUCACCUCGCUGUACCGUAUGUUUGCCGCACUAUCGCCGACUAUUGACGAUGCCGUUCGAUUCAGUGGUAUUGCAUUGAACGUUCUUAUCUUGUUCGUCGGUUAUGUGAUUCCCAAACAGGCUUUGAUCCAUGGUUCGAUUUGGUUUGGUUGGCUCUUCUACGUCAAUCCAAUCUCAUACAGUUACGAAGCGGUACUUUCGAACGAGUUCUCUGGUCGUGUCAUGGAGUGUGCCGCAUCUCAGGUCGUACCCUCGGGUCCUGGCUAUGAUGAUCCCCAGUACCAGGGCUGUGCUCUUACUGGAUCUACGGCAGGUAGCACUAACGUGUCUGGUGACAGCUACUUGGACACAACCUUCCAGUUUACUCGAAGCCACAUGUGGCGCAACUUUGGUGUUGUCAUUGCUUUCACGGUUUUGUAUCUCCUGGUGACUAUUUGGGCUGCCGAGUUCCUCUCCUUCGUCGGUGGCGGCGGUGGUGCCUUGGUCUUCAAGAAGUCCAAGCGCUCUAAGCAGAUUGCGACCCAGAACAAGGGCAACGAUGAGGAGAAGGUCCAAAGCACAGGUGACAAUGCUGCUGUGUCGCGUGGAGACUCGCCGUCGGGAAGCCCCGAGACGUUUAACCGCAUUUCAUCCAGCGAACGCAUCUUCACCUGGUCUAACGUCGAGUACACGGUGCCCUACGGUAACGGAACAAGAAAACUACUGAACGGUGUCAACGGAUAUGCUAAGCCUGGACUCAUGAUCGCCUUGAUGGGUGCUUCUGGAGCUGGUAAGACCACCCUGCUCAACACCCUGGCUCAGCGUCAGAAGAUGGGUGUUGUCGGCGGUGACAUGCUCGUUGAUGGACGUCCUCUGGGAGCCGAUUUCCAAAGAGGUACUGGUUUCUGUGAACAGAUGGAUCUUCACGACAACACAUCUACCAUCCGGGAGGCUUUGGAGUUCUCUGCCCUUCUUCGACAGGACCGGCACAUUCCCCGUCAGGAGAAGAUCGACUACGUUGACCAGAUUAUUGAAUUGCUGGAACUCGAGGAAAUCCAAGAUGCUAUCAUUGGCUCCCUUAACGUUGAACAGAAGAAGCGAGUGACUAUCGGUGUUGAGCUGGCUGCUAAGCCUAGCUUGUUGCUCUUCCUGGACGAACCUACUAGUGGAUUGGACAGUCAGGCCGCGUUUUCGAUUGUGAGAUUCUUGAAGAAGCUCUCUCAGGCUGGACAGGCUAUUCUGUGCACCAUUCACCAGCCCUCGUCCAUGCUGAUCCAACAGUUCGACAUGAUUUUGGCCCUGAACCCUGGUGGAAACACUUUCUAUUUUGGACCUGUCGGCCAAGAUGGCUCUGCAGUUAUCAAGUACUUUGCUGACCGCGGCUUUGUGUGCCCCCCUUCGAAGAACGUUGCCGAAUUCAUCUUGGAAACGGCAGCCAAGGCAACCUCGAGGAACGGCAAACGCAUUGACUGGAACGAGGAAUGGAAGAACUCCGAUCAGAACCGUGAAAUCCUACAGGAGAUUCAGAAGAUCAACGAAGAGCGAAGCAAGAUCCCGGUUUCCGAGGACAGCGGACCUCAGUACGAAUUCGCCGCGCCUACCUCCCUCCAGACCAUGUUGCUCACCAAGAGACUUUUCGUCCAGUACUGGAGAGAUCCGUCGUACUACUACGGAAAACUCUUCGUCUCGGUCAUCAUGGGUAUCUUCAACGGAUUUACUUUCUGGAAGCUUGGCAACUCGAUCGCCAGCAUGCAGGACCGUAUGUUCUCGUGCUUCUUGAUCAUUCUUAUCCCCCCCAUCAUCAUGAACAGUGUCGUCCCCAAGUUCUACAUCAACCGUGCUCUCUGGGAGGCCCGUGAAUACCCUAGUCGUAUCUACGGAUGGGUAGCCUUCUGCACUGCCAGUAUUGUCUGCGAAAUCCCCAUCGCCAUCGUCUCCAGUAUCGUAUACUGGGUUCUUUGGUACUACCCCGUGGGCUUCCCCACUGACUCGAGCACGGCCGGAUACGUCUUCCUCAUGUCGAUGCUGUUCUAUCUGUUCCAAUCUAGCUGGGGACAAUGGAUCUGUGCAUUCGCGCCGUCUUUCACUGUCAUCGCCAACGUCCUCCCCUUCUUCUUCGUCAUGUGCAACUUGUUCAACGGUAUCGUCCGUCCAUACGACGCAUACCCCGUCUUCUGGAAAUACUGGAUGUACUAUGUCAACCCCGUAACCUGGUGGCUCCGCGGUGUCCUCUCCAGCACCUUCCCCUCUGUGCAAAUCACCUGCGACCCCUCCGAAGCAACCAGCUUCAAAGCACCCCCCGGACAGACCUGUCAAGACUACGCAGGCGACUUUGUCAAAAAUGCCGGCGCUGGCUACCUCCUCGACCCCAACGCCAUGUCGGACUGCCAGUACUGUCCGUACAGCAACGGCACGGAGUACAUGCAGAACCUCAACGUGCACGACGGCGACAAGUGGCGCUGUUUCGGUAUCUUUCUUGCCUUUGUGAUUAUCAACUGGGCGCUGGUUUACUUCUUCAUCUUCACUGUUCGUGUUAAGGGGUGGUCGUUUGGAAUGGGUUAUGUUUUUGGUCUUAUUGGGGCUAUGAUUGAUGGUGUGAAGAGGAUCUUUACCCGCUCGAAGAAGGAGCAGCAAUGA